Aureobasidium namibiae CBS 147.97 is the source of this 2658-nucleotide messenger RNA. RefSeq lists its product as uncharacterized. The transcript is spliced from 6 exons. Gene Ontology annotation, biological process: glucan catabolic process. Gene Ontology annotation, molecular function: beta-glucosidase activity. Lineage: Eukaryota; Fungi; Ascomycota; Dothideomycetes; Dothideales; Saccotheciaceae. The record is from RefSeq and is a predicted model, not a curated record. The coding region runs from base 1 to 2658 and encodes 885 amino acids.
AUGCAGUUGACUGUACUGACGCUUGCCUUCGCUGUCGGCGGGCUGGCACAGGUCACCGAUAGCCAAAUACCAUUUCCAAAUGUCACAUAUCCCGAUGCUAUAUCGCCCAAUCCCAAUGCCGUCCUUGGUGCCCAGACUAAUCAGACGUCUCCACCGAAAUAUCCUAGCCCUUGGGGUUCGGGAUCAGGAGAAUGGGCAGAGGCAUACAGGAAAGCCAUUACAAUUGUUGAAAAAUUGACUCUAGAGGAGAAAGUAAACCUGACCACUGGAUCUGGCUGGCAGCAAGAACAGUGUGUUGGUCAGACUGGCGGUGUACCCCGUCUCGGUAUCCGCGGCCAGUGUCUUCAAGACUCACCUGUUGGUGUGAGGUACACUGAUUUUGUCAGUCUGUUCCCCGCUGGCAUCAAUGUCGGUGCCACUUGGGACAGGCGUCUGGCAUAUGAGAGAGGUAAAGCCAUGGGUUUCGAGAACCGCGACAAGGGCAUAACGGUUCUGCUUGGUCCAAACGCUGGAGCUCUAGGAAGAUCGCCUGCAAGCGGCCGCAACUGGGAAGGUUUCAGUCCUGACCCUUAUCUCACUGGAAAGUUGUUUGCCGACUCCAUCCGCGGUAUUCAGAGUACAGGUGUUCAGGCAUGCGCCAAACACUACGUUGGAAACGAACAAGAACACUUCCGACAGACUCCUGAAUCUCGAGACUAUGGUUUCAACAUCACUCAACCUGGAUCUUCCAACAUUGAUGAUCAAACACUUCACGAACUUUAUGUCUGGCCCUUUGCGGAUGCUGUCAAAGCUGGAGUAGCAUCAGUGAUGUGCAGCUACAACCUCGUCAACAACAGCCAGGCCUGUCAAAACAGUUAUCUGCUGAACCAUGUACUCAAAUCCGAACUCGGCUUCCAAGGAUAUGUUAUGAGUGACUGGCAAGCCACUGCAGCUGGUGUGCCAGCUAUCCUUGCUGGUCUCGAUAUGACCAUGGCUGGCGAUAUCCGUUUCGGCGAUGGUCUGAGCUAUUUCGGUCCCAAUCUCACAAUCGCUGUCUUGAAUGGUACCGUACCACAGUGGCGCCUUGACGAUAUGGUUACCAGAAUCCUGGCUGGAUGGUAUCUUGUUGGAGGUGAUGCUGAAGUACCUGACCCAAACUUUCAAUCUUGGACUCCUGACACUUUCGGUGCCGUCCACGCACACGUUGGCUCAUCUUGGGGUACAGGUCUUGUCAAUCAACAUGUUGAUGUUCGUCGUGAGCAUGGAAGACUGAUUCGCGAGAUUGGUGCUGCAUCCACUGUGCUUCUGAAGAACACCCACGAUGCACUGCCUCUUGACGGUACAGCCAGGUUGACAGCAGUGUUUGGCGAAGAUGCAGGAUCUAAUCCCAACGGCCCUAAUGGUUGCCGCAAUCACGCAUGCGACGUGGGAACACUCGCUGUCGGUUGGGGCAGUGGACAAGCUAGUUCACCAUAUCUCAUCUCACCGGAUGCGGCCAUUCAGCACGAAGUCGUGUCACGCUUUGGAUCUUACGAGUCCAUCACCAACAAUUCUGCUUUUACGCAGAUCAAUGCCUUGGCUCGUCGUGUCAGAGAUGUUGCUGGAGUCUGUAUCGUCUUUGCCAAUGCAGACUCUGGAGAAGGAUUCGCUAAUGUUGAUGGAAACUAUGGUGACCGUAACAACUUGACCUUAUGGCAAGGUGCUGAUGCAGUCAUUGCGAAUGUGUCUGCUACCUGUAACAAUACAGUAGUUGUCAUCCACUCAGUUGGUGCGGUCGAGAUCGAUCAGUACAAGGAAAACCCUAACAUCACUGCCAUCCUCUGGGCAGGACUUCCUGGCGAACAAUCCGGCUAUGCAAUUGCCGAUGUUCUGUUUGGCCGCGUAAAUCCUGGAGCAAAGCUACCUUUCACCAUGGGCCGCAACCGAUCAGACUACGGAGCCGACGUCCUCUACCUGCCAAAUCAAGAAGUACCGCAAUACAACUUCCAAGAAGGUGUUUUCAUCGAUCACCGAGGAUUCGAUCACCGCAACGUUACUCCAGUCUACGAGUUUGGCUUCGGUUUGAGCUAUACGACAUUCAAUUACUCUAGUCUCACAGUGGAGAAGCUCGAUGUUGCAGACUACAAGCCAACAGCUGGAACUUCUGGACCAGCACCUACCUAUGGCACGAUCGACAACGAUACUUCCGCUCAUACGUUCCCCAAAAACAUCACUCGGAUUCCUCUAUAUGUAUACCCUUGGCUCAACAGCACAAAUCUAUCUGAAGCCUAUGGAGCAGCUAAUUUUGGGGAUAACUCAUUCAUCCCGGAGGAUGCGCUCAAUGGCUCUAGCUUCGAGCAUCCUCCUCCUUCUGGACCCAACGGAGGCAAUCAAGGUCUCUGGGAUAUCCUAUAUCAUAUAAGAGUGAACGUAACAAAUACUGGACACAUUAUCGGCGACGAGGUACCCCAAUUGUACAUCUCCUUAGGCGGACCUUAUGAUCCCAAGAUCGUACUCAGAGGAUUUGAACGUGUGAGGAUCGAUCCUGGCAAGACUCUGCAAGUCACGUUCCCGCUCGCUCGUAGGGACAUCUCGAAUUGGGAUACUGAUUUGCAGGAUUGGGUUGUUAGCCAGCAUGUCAAGACGGUGUAUGUUGGAUCUUCGUCUAGGGAUUUGCCAUUGAGUGUAGUUCUGGAGUAG